Molecule: messenger RNA, 291 nt
Organism: Aspergillus pseudonomiae
Lineage: Eukaryota; Fungi; Ascomycota; Eurotiomycetes; Eurotiales; Aspergillaceae
Exons: 3
Coding region: 1-291 (96 amino acids)
Source: RefSeq, a predicted model, not a curated record
AUGGAAUGCUUUCGCCAGGUCUUUCGACUUGUGAAGUCCCCAUUCAGGCGCAGUUCUGACCGGAUACCAGAGAUCGGAGCGCCGACGCAUGUUAAAAAUGACCUUCUACCGACUUGCUCUCAGAAUGAAGAUCGGUCGAUGCCACAUAACCCAGACACGUCUCGGUGCAAGGAUGAGAAAGAUACGGUCGUCGAAGUCAUUCAGCUUAGGCCAUUCGCACGGGAGAAGUUUAAGAACAGGGUCCGUAGAUUGAGCAUCAGAAUCGCAUGUCCGAUUCUUGGGUUCGAAUGA